GUCUUACAAGUAAAUUGUGCUGUCUUUAACACAUAGGUGCGGGCAACAUGCGGAUUACAUAAUAAGACAUUAAUUAAUUUAACAGGACCCUUCAUUUUUUAUAUUAUUAUUAUUAUAAAACCUUGUGGAUAUAAUUUUCUCGUUUAACUGACGAGGUAGAACGAAGGAAUACGCUUGCUAAAUCAUGACGUGGUACCAGACAUGGUGUCAUCUUCUGACAUUGGUACUGUCUGUUGUGCAAGUCCACUCUGACGCAAUGCUUUCUAACCUUAACCUAGCCGCUCUAGUUGACACCGUUAACGACGUCCCGUUACCCGGGCUGCACGGCACAGUGCCAAACAUGCAAGAGACACAGAUGCCAACAUUUUUUAAACAAAAAAUGACAAAAAUACAAGGAAAUAUUCCAAAAUUAAAUGGUCCUAAUGGACCACUUGAUAUUAUGAUUUCUAGUGAAAGAACUAAUAUGUCACCACCGGUUGCUCCAAGCAAAUUUUUAACUUUACCCCAGUUUCCGGUUGGGUUUGUUGAUUUUCAAGUGAAUCAGUCCAAGCAUAGAUUUGUCUCUUCGAAGCAACAGACGAAUUAUAUUUCUGUACCACCAGGAGCGCCUGUGGACUUCUUGAAAGUGCCAAGUUGGAAAACAUAUGUACAGGCGCACGCCGGUUCUCAAUCGGGCGGCAAAAACACAGCAAGUCCUCAUCAGCACGCACUUGGCUUAGUUGUACAAGGGCCGGUAAUAGAAGGCAAGCCACCAGCAGUACAGGUUGACCCUGUGCACCAUUUACCUAUGAACCAUCUGUUUGUGCCUGUACCAGUUACCCAUUUAAGCUCUGAAUUUGCACAGACUGGCAAAAUACAACCAGCUCCUCCUCCGCCAACAGUUGCGGACAUUCUUAUUGUUAUCGACGCUUCAGAUAGAAUGGGUCACAUUGAUGCAAAUGGCGGAGUUGUCUGGAAUCCAAAUAUUGUUGAUUUCCUCAACAAAUUUACGAACUUUACUCCGAUUGGACCGGAUGCAAAUCGAAUUGGAGUCGUUGUUGUUAGCGUAGGCAUUGACGACAUGAUUCCUCUCACGGAUGAUAGGCAAUUUCUGAUAGAUUCAUUGAACCUUCUUCGCCCCUCAUUUCGUGGCGGUUGCACAGAGAAAGGAAUAAACACAGCAAGCAGUCUUUUCUAUCAAUACGGCCGUCAAACUGCAGUCAAACGUAUAGUUCUGCUAACAGAAGGGUCUGGUAAAUGUUCCUACCGGAAUAUGGCUGAAAUUAUCUAUGCUAGAAAAUGUGGUAUAGAUAUUAUACAUGUGGGAUUCGGGUCAAUGACUAAUCCAGCGACAGAACAAGGGCUCCAGUCGAGCUGGAUAGUGCCCGGCCCAGAUAUGCUCAUUUCCGUUGCAGAACCAGUCGCAAAGAGGGCUUAUAUUAAUCCUAUCCACGGUGGAUGGUCUCAGUGGUCAGACUGGAACUUGUGUUCAGCUUCCGGUACAUGCAGCCUUGGUUACCAGAUGCGCUUCCGAUUGUGCGACAAUCCUAAGCCCGCAUAUGGUGGACAGAACUGCCGCGGCUUUCCAGCAGUAACCCGCAUGUGUCAUAUGCGGCCAUGUAUUGAUAACACUAUGGGUCACUGGACACGAUGGACAGAGUUCACACCAUGUUCUUCACCUUGCGGUAUAGGGUCUAGAACUCGAUCCCGUACUUGCUUGACGUUGAGUGGUGAGCCGAGUGCUGCCUGCCGCGGGAAAUACGUGGAGGUCGUAGAGUGCAUUGUGAAAGCAUGCCCGGUUGACGGAGGCUGGUCUUUCUGGUCGGAAUGGGGGCUGUGUUCCAAGACUUGCGGCAUGGGAAUAAAAAUGCGAGCCCGGCAAUGUGAUAAUCCAUUACCCAAACAUGGUGGGAAGACUUGCCCUGGUUCAGCAUUAGAAGAAACUGUUUGUGACAUGGGUAAACACUGUCCUAUCCAUGGUGGGUUUGGACCAUGGACUCAAUCUGGUAAGUGUGACGCUGUUUGUGGUUUUGGUAUGCAGAAGCGAACACGGGAAUGCGACAGCCCUUUUCCGCAGUAUGGUGGAAAUCCCUGCGUUGGAGAAUCAGUUAUUUUUGAACCGUGUGACUCGGGAAUCCCAUGUUCGAUCAAUGGUGAAUGGGGACAAUGGACCAAGUUUACUGAAUGUUCAGCAAAAUGCGGUACGGGAGUUCGUAAACGAAAAAGAUUUUGCGACAGUCCACCGCCAAAAUAUGGAGGUGCUAUGUGUGAAGGUCCAAAAGCAGAAAAACAAAACUGUGAUACAGGCAUUGCAUGUCCUAUUGAUGGACAAUGGUCUGCUUGGACAGAUUUUGCACCGUGCUCAGCAAAAUGCGGAACUGGGAAAACUAGACGAUUUAGACUAUGUAACAAUCCAGUUCCAAUGCAUGGAGGCAAGGACUGUAUUGGUUCUCCGGUAGAUGAACAGCAUUGCGAUACCUAUAAAAUAUGUCCAAUUGACGGAGGUUGGAGUAAGUGGACAAAAUAUUCUACAUGUAACGCUGACUGUGGACGUGGACUCCAGGGCAGGACUAGAGCCUGCAUCGACCCUGCUCCACAGUAUGGUGGUGCUUACUGUGUUGGGUUAGACCGUGAGGAAAGAGAAUGUGAUACAGGAAUAAGCUGUCCAGUUCACGGUUUUUGGUCACAUUGGCUUCCUUGGGGUCAUUGUUCUGCUUCAUGUGGCAUUGGAUUUCGCCAGCGACAUCGUUUAUGCAAUAAUCCUUCACCAAAGUUUGGAGGUCUUGAAUGUGAAGGCAGUCUUAUAGAAGAGGAUGUGUGCGAUACAAAAACAAUGUGUCCAAUUCAUGGGGGAUGGUCCAAGUGGUCGAAACCAUUACCAUGUCCUGUUGAUUGCGGUGUAGGAACGACAAAGAGAGUGCGAGAAUGUAACUCCCCGGUUCCUAUGUACGGAGGGAAUGAUUGUUCAGGACCGAAUACUGAGUUUAUAAAAUGUGACUCGGGUUUAAAAUGUCCAAUUCAUGGUAAGUGGUCUUUAUGGAGCAAAUGGAGCAUUUGCGAAGCUGAGUGCGGAACCGCGAUGCAAAGUAGAAUAAGAACAUGUGAUAACCCUGCCCCUAAAUUCGGAGGACUAGCUUGUAAAGGUCCUGGUAUGGAAAAGCGACCAUGCGAUACAGGAAAACAAUGUCCGGUUCAUGGUGGCUGGGGACUUUGGACAAUGUGGACAAAAUGUUCUGUUUAUUGCGGCACAGGCAUGAUCUCGCGCAAGAGAGUUUGCGAUAGUCCAAUGCCGCAGUAUGGUGGUAAAAAUUGUUUAGGUCUCGAGUAUGAAGAGAUGCCGUGUGAAACAGGAGUUAUGUGUCCAAUUGACGGAGGUUGGUCAGCAUGGAGUGAUCUCUCUUCUUGUUCCGAGACUUGUGGGGUAGGAUUUAUGCAAAGGUCAAGAAUAUGUAACAGUCCCCUUCCACAAUAUAAUGGCGCACCUUGUCCUGGUCCAGACUUUGAAAAACUGCCAUGUGACACAGGAACUAAAUGUCCUGUCCAUGGAAAUUGGGGCCCAUGGACAGACUACGCCAUAUGUGAAGCAAAAUGCGGAAAAGGUGUGCAGACACGUACAAGAAUAUGCAACUCCCCAGCUCCAAUGUUUGGAGGAGAUUCAUGUGUGGGCGCAGAUUUUGAAAAAAUACCGUGUGAUUCUGGAGUGUUUUGUCCUGUAAACGGCGAAUGGGGUCCUUGGACAGAGUUUACACAUUGUAAUAAGAAAUGUGGCGUUGGUAUUAUAAGGCGUUUUCGACAGUGCAAUAAUCCUGCACCUUCAUAUGGCGGUCAUCUAUGCGUAGGUUUGGAAAAAGAAGAACAAAUGUGUGAUACCGGAAUUUAUUGUCCCAUUGAUGGUAACUGGGGACUUUGGUCAGCAUUUACAAAAUGCUCAGUGACAUGUGGAUUUGGAACGCAACAACGAAACAGGGAAUGCAAUAACCCACAUCCUUCAUAUGGGGGUGGUGACUGUGCCGGUCAUCCACUGGAAACACGCAAUUGUGAUACUGGCACAUCAUGUGCAGUUAACGGCGGAUGGAGUGCUUGGACAGGUUUCGGUCCUUGCGAUGUUAAAUGUGGCGCUGGAAUGCAGAAACGAAAACGAUAUUGCUCAAAUCCAGUUCCAAUGUACGGCGGCGAUGACUGUCAUGGAAAAGGGUACGACGAACGGCCUUGCGAGACUGGAAUCAAAUGCCCUGUACAUGGGUCGUGGACUCUGUGGUCUGGUUGGACUGCCUGUUCUAAGGAUUGUGGAUCUGGUAGCUCAGUUAGGACACGUCAGUGCUCCAAUCCACCACCAAUGUAUGGUGGAAACCCUUGCAAAGGUCACGAUACGGAAGAAACUAUAUGCGAUACCGGAAUUAAAUGUCCAAUACACGGUGGUUGGAGCAUGUGGUCAGACUACUCUCCCUGUUCUGUAUCAUGUGGGACAGGAAUGAUGCAAAGAAUUCGAGUUUGUGAUUCUCCAAUGCCACAGUAUGGAGGAAAGGUGUGCAUAGGGGACAGUACUGAAGGGGCCGUCUGCGAUACUAAGAUUAAGUGUCCAAUACAUGGCGGAUUCUCUUUAUGGUCUAAAUGGAGCAGAUGCUCUGUUGAUUGUGGGGAAGGCUUACAGUACAGAACAAGGCUUUGUAAUUCACCAGUACCUGAAUAUGGCGGUGUCCCAUGUAAAGGAAUAUUUAAGGAAGAACGAAUCUGUGAUACUGGAAUAUUCUGUCCUAUCAACGGAAAUUGGGGAGCAUGGUCACCGUUUACACAAUGUUCGGUUGAUUGUGGCAGUGGUAUUAAAGAACGGACAAGAUUUUGUGACAACCCAAUACCAAUGUAUGGAGGAAAACCAUGCCCUGGAUCAGAUUCUGACCAAGCAGUUUGUGACACUGGUAUUCAUUGCCCCGUUCACGGGGACUGGGAAAUAUGGACUGCUUGGACCUCAUGUUCCGUGACAUGUGACGUUGGGGUAGUAACAAGAAAAAGGUCUUGUACUAAUCCUAAACCAAUGUAUGGCGGCAGAUUAUGUAAAGGUGAUUCUCUACAAGAAAAAGUAUGUAACACGGGCGUUUCUUGUCCUAUAAAUGGAAUGUGGAGUUUUUGGUCAGAUUGGUUGCCGUGUGAUGUUACGUGUGAGGCUGGAACACAGUCUCGUCUGCGUAUUUGUAACAAUCCACCUGCUCAGUAUGGUGGCGAUCCAUGCUUUGGAUCGGCGAUAGAUAGUACUGUAUGCGAUACUGGAGUCCCUUGUCCGGUCAUAGGAAACUGGAGCCCAUGGUCAGUAUGGAGUGACUGCACUGCUACCUGUGCAGACGGACUGCAACAAAGGAUCCGCACAUGUACAGAUCCACCACCAAAGUAUGGCGGAGAUAUUUGUCCAGGAAAUGCAGAAGAAGUACGGAAAUGUAAUACAGACAUCUUCUGCCCAGUAGAUGGACACUGGGCGCCUUGGACAAAGUGGACUCAUUGUUCCAGAUCAUGUGGUAUAGGAGUACAUGCUAGAACAAGGACAUGUACAAAUCCUCCCCCAGAAUAUGGUGGAAAAUUCUGCGUAGGUCCUCAAGACGACACCGGUGAUUGUGUUACGGGUGUACAUUGCCCUAUAGAUGGUGACUGGGGUCCAUGGACUUCCUAUGGCAAGUGCAGUGUGAAUUGUGGUAUCGGUACGAAAACUAGAACAAGAUUGUGUGAUAACCCUCGGCCGCAGUAUGGAGGUAGCAUAUGCUACGGUGGAAACACAGAAGACAUAACAUGUAAUACGGGAAAACUGUGCCCUAUCAAUGGCGCUUGGACACAGUGGUCACAAUUUAGGCCCUGUAAUGUCGACUGUGGCAUCGGCGUACAAAAUCGUACAAGGAGUUGCACGAACCCUGCUCCAAAAUUUGGAGGAUUAGACUGCGAAGGCCCUGCCUUGGAUGUACUCCACUGCGACACUGGUAAAUAUUGUCCUAUAGACGGAAGAUGGUCAUUAUGGUAUGAAUGGGCUCCGUGUUUCGGUAAUUGCGGAAUUGGCAAAAGAGAAAGAAAAAGAGAAUGUAAUAAUCCGAAACCCAAUUUUGGUGGCCAAAUAUGCAAAGGUCCUAAUGUAAUGUCAGAGGAUUGUGACACUGGUAUACAUUGUCCUGUCCCAGGCGGAUGGUCAAAUUGGUCUCCACCAGGUCCAUGUAGUGUAUCGUGUGGUGUAGGUACUCAAACCCGAGUCAGAAACUGCAAUAAUCCAAUGCCACAAUAUGGUGGUCCUGACUGUGUUGGACUUCAAGAGGAAAUACUGAAAUGUGAUACUUUAAUUGCAUGCCCUAUUGAUGGACUUUGGGGUUCUUGGAGUGAAUACGGACCGUGUAAUGUAAAAUGUGGCAUAGGGCUUCAUGCGAGAACUCGAGAGUGUAAUUCGCCUCCACCGCAGUAUGGAGGAAAUAAAUGUGUAGGCUCUAAUAUGGAGGAAACGAAGUGUGAUACUAAUAAGAAAUGUGUGAUACAUGGCGGGUGGUCAUUCUGGUCUCCCUGGAGUACCUGUCAAUCAACCUGUGGAGCUGGAGAAAAGAUACGGGUCAGAGUAUGCAAUAACCCAAGUCCUCUGUAUGGAGGUCUAAUGUGUAAAGGGCCAGACACAGACGUAAUGCCGUGCAAAACAGAUGUAUCUUGUCCAAUUGACGGUGGCUGGACACUAUGGACAGACUGGGAUAUGUGUAGUGUCACAUGCGGUACCGGUAAACACAGUAGGUACAGGAAAUGUACCGCACCUAUACCACAGUACGGUGGUCUACAAUGCAAGGGACCGGCCAGGGAAACACAGGACUGUGUUACAGGUAUACCGUGUGCGAUUGACGGUCAUUGGACCUUGUGGACACUGUGGAGUGGAUGUUCUGAAACUUGUGGCGUUGGUGUAAGGAAAAGGGAAAGAUUUUGUGACAAUCCACCAGCACAGUUCGGUGGGGCACCUUGUAUGGGAAUUCAUGAAGAGACUGAAAAAUGUGUUACUGGAGUGUCUUGUCCUGUACAUGGUUCAUGGUCAUUUUGGUCACCAUGGUCGGUAUGUAUGGCGGAUUGUGGUAUAGGAAAGAAAAUAAGAAAUAGAAUAUGUAACAAUCCCGCUCCACUUUAUGGUGGAUUAGAUUGUAUCGGACUAUCGGAGGAGAUGCGCGAUUGUGAUACUAAAAAACAUUGCCCUAUAAACGGUAACUGGGGUCUGUGGAUGGCAUGGUCAAGCUGCUCGGCGUACUGUGGUUCGGGUGAACGAAGAAGAAUCCGGAAAUGCGACAAUCCACCUGCACAGUAUGGCGGCACACCAUGUAAAGGUUUUGCGGAAGAAAUAGAAAUAUGUAAUGCACCAAAACCAUGCGCUAUUGAUGGACAAUGGUCACUGUGGGGAACGUUUUCAGCAUGUUCAGCAACGUGCAACAUGGGGACACAAAUACGUUCACGUGUAUGCAAUGACCCGCCGCCACAGUAUGGUGGUGUAGAUUGUAAAGGGCCGGCGGAGGAGACUAUCAGUUGUAAAACUGGUGUGCCAUGCGCAGUAAAUGGAAAUUGGGGAGGCUGGUAUCCAUGGUCCAAAUGCAGCGUAACAUGCGGUAGUGGAGAAGUGGAAAGGCAUAGAGAUUGUAACAAUCCUAUACCACAAUAUGGAGGACUACCAUGUGUCGGACCAGCUUAUGAAAUUGGAACUUGCGAUACCAAAAUAUCAUGUCCAAUACAUGGUGGGUGGUCAUCGUGGUCACACUAUACUCCGUGUACUGGCAAGUGUGGAAUAGGUUUUCAGGAAAGAUACAGAGAGUGUAAUAACCCUCCACCAAAAUUUGGAGGGGAUUUAUGCUAUGGACUUGAAAGUGAGCUUAUAGACUGUGAUACGCAUAAACCAUGUGCAAUUGAUGGACAAUGGGGCAUGUGGAUGAAGUGGACAGCGUGUAAUGUCAAGUGUGGUGUCGGUGUCCAUUCAAGAAAAAGAGAAUGCAAUUCACCCCCUCCUCAGUACGGAGGACGCGAUUGUAGUGGUAUUAACAUAGAAGAAAAAAAAUGUGACACCCUGAGAAAUUGUGCUGUUCACGGGGGAUGGAGUUUUUGGUCAAAGUGGACGGCAUGCUCGGCAAGCUGUGCAAUGGGAACUAAAACACGAUAUAGAGAGUGUACAAAUCCUGCUCCAUUGUAUGGCGGGUUGGUCUGUAAAGGUCCUGACCAAGAAAUGGUUAAAUGUGACAGUGGUGUCCCAUGCCCAGUUGAUGGACAGUGGUCAGCGUGGUACAAAUGGAGUGUAUGUUCAGUGCAAUGCGGUAUUGGUGUAAAAGAAAGAAUUAGAGAAUGCAAUGCACCACCUCCUCAGUAUGGCGGUAUGCCGUGUAAAGGUCCAAAAACAGAAAUCGCAGAUUGUAACAGUGGUAUACAUUGUCCAGUAGAUGGCCAGUGGACACUGUGGUCACCUUGGGGGGGAUGUUCAAGAACCUGUGGUACAGGAAUGCAACGGAGGACACGACAAUGUGCUAAUCCUGUACCUGCUUAUGGUGGUGCAAAGUGCAAAGGGUUUGCAGAAGAACUUCGUCAGUGCGAUACAGGUUAUGCAUGUGCUGUAAAUGGCAACUGGGGAAUGUGGAGUGAGUUUUCGAUGUGUUCUGCAAGCUGCGGUGUGGGUGUUCAAGAACGAGUUCGCUUGUGUGACAAUCCUCCACCGAUGUUUGGAGGAAUGGAAUGUCCAGGAUCAUCAGUUGAAAUGUUAAAGUGUAAAGCUGAAGUACCAUGUGCUGUAGAUGGAUCUUGGACGAGUUGGUCAAUGUGGACAAACUGUGAUGCUACUUGUGGUGUUGGAAUUAGAGAACGUUGGAGACAGUGUACAAAUCCAAGGCCUAGCUCUGGCGGUAAACCAUGUAGUGGACCACAGUUAGAAAUUGUUGAUUGCGAAAACAAAGUUCCUUGUGCUGUCGACGGUAACUGGUCGCCAUGGUCUAAAUGGGACAUGUGUUCUGUUAGUUGUGGAACCGGAUUUCAUUAUAGAUUCAGAACAUGUAGCAACCCGCGCCCAUCACUUGGUGGAAAGCUCUGUGUUGGAGUGCCUGAAGAGGUGAAGACUUGCAAUGAAGGGCCCAAAUGCCCUGUGGAUGGCAACUGGGCGCAUUGGUCGGCUUGGAAGGCUUGUGAUGCAAAAUGCGGAAAAGGUUAUCAGCUUCGAGUUCGAACAUGUUCUGAUCCACCACCACUUUUUGGUGGCAAACUAUGUUUUGGGAUUGCAAAAGAGAAAAGGCAGUGUGACUCUGGAAUACCUUGUCAUAUUGACGGCAACUGGAGUCCAUGGUCUAACUGGGAUAUUUGUGACGCUAAAUGUGGAUAUGGUUACCAAAGAAGGGUACGUACAUGCACUAAUCCAAAACCACAGUUUGGAGGAAUGGAUUGUCUCGGUAUUCCACAAGAACGUCGUCAAUGUCAAAAUGAUGUUGCAUGUCCUGUAGACGGCAACUGGGGCGCUUGGGCAAAUUGGGAGGCAUGUGAUGCUGACUGUGGAAUCGGUAAACGCAAAAGACUACGUUACUGCAACAGUCCGGCUCCACAGUAUGGUGGAAUGUAUUGUGCUGGCGGGGAAGUGGAAACGGAAGAAUGUGAUACAGGUAGAUCCUGCUACCAGAAAGGUGCCUGGUCCUUGUGGGGCCGCUGGUCUGGUUGCUCUUCUUCUUGUGGAGUUGGAUAUCAGUUCCGGGUCCGGUACUGUAAUAACCCGCCGCCACAAGGUCCUGGUAUGGGUUGCCAGGGGUACAAUGAGGAGAGAGUGCAGUGUAACACGAACAUUGUUUGUCCAGUCAAUGGCGGUUGGACGGAAUGGACCUUGUUUGGCAAAUGUUUGGCCGACUGCUCAAGAGGUGCAGCUUAUGCCUAUGGUUACAAGAUUCGACAGAGAUUCUGUGAGAAUCCACCACCUUCAAACGGCGGAUUACCAUGUCGUGGAGACGCUGUUGAAAGGGUAGAGUGUUUCGAUUUCCCGCCUUGUUUUGAGCCCGAAUGGUCAAUGUGGACGAAAUGGACGAAAUGCUCAGAAGAAUGUGGUCCUGGUCAGCAGGAGAGAACCCGAACUUGCCAGGAGAAUGCACUCGGAAGACCAGCCAAUAAUUGUAAAGGUCAAGGAAAAGAUGUCAUAGUAUGCAAAGUCCUCGACUGUCCUACAACCCCUCUGAACUGCUCUACGGAAUGUAAAUGGGAUAAUGGUAUAGGUUAUGCGAUGUAUCCAGGAGACUGCACGAUGUUUGUCCAGUGUGACAGUAUAGACGGUAUUCCUGUAGUGCAGGACUGUGCAUAUGGUCUUCUGUGGAGCUUGAACAUACUACAAUGUGUGUUCCCAGCCCAGUCUGAAUGUGAUGUCUGUGAAUUUGAUAGAGGCCGGUACAGACCGUACCACAUAUCCUGCCGCGCCUACUGGGACUGCACCUUGCCUUCACCAGUACCAAAAUGUUGUGCUAAGAACGAACGGUUCAAUCCCUUUACACAUCAGUGCGAGAUAGAUCACAAAGGGCUGUGUAACGAAGAAUGUCCACCUGUGGAAGUGUUACCACCUGAAGGAAAUGGAACAUCAAAUAUCCCAGUGUGUAAGUUCAAACCAUCUAUUCGUGGGGAUGGUUGGUAUGAAGAAGAAUUAUUCGGCGUUUGGCAACCACGCCCUUGCAGCGGCGGAACUAUUUUUUCGGAAAAAGAAUGUCAAUGUAUUUACUACACAGACGGUUUUAUGGGACCAAAGAAAGGAAUACCAGGACAGAAUACGACAGAAUGUGUACCUGAACUUCACCUGGCAUUCGAAACACUGGAACAAGAUCUCGCGAGAAAUGUAGGUCUUCACGUGGAGAAUGUUACGUACCUAGGUGAUGGAACCGCAUAUUUUGACGGAAAUGCUGCCAUUAAUGAUAACAUAUUCUCCAAUAUCGAAUGGGGUCAAAAUGUUUUUGUAUACAUCCGGUUCAAGCCAGAGGGCCAAGGGCAUAAUCAAGGUCUUGUUCAUAAUUCUGGUUGUGGACCCUCGGAUAUUGGACCAUCUGUAUUCAUCGGUAUAGACCGCCAGCCGCAAUUAUAUGGACCGGAUAUGAUCAACAUGAAGUUCGCAGCAGUACCGAAAAAGAAAAAUUUGGAAUACGAUUUCGUAAACAUCACAACUCCGGCAGACCAAAUGAUUGAUGCAUGGUUUAAAUUUGGAAAAGGCAAUUUUAAAGCAGAAGUUAAUGGAUUAACUGCAAUGUUAGACAUACCUGGGGCAUCUGCGAUAGACAGACGUCACGGUUCCGUCAACAUUGGUGGCAAUUUAUGUAAAAUAGGCAACGAAUCCUUCGGUGGCUUCGUUGGAACCCUAGACGAGGUUCGAAUAUACAAAUGCAAACCGCCAGGGAUUUUCUAGCGCUAGGUACUACCUUCAGGGAAAACCAAAGAGUAUUCUACAGUGUUUUAACCACAGUGGCAUGACCGUUACAGGACUUUAAAAGAAACUACAUUUGAACAACAUUUAGAACUUGAUGGCGGCCGCUUUCUACAGUUUUGUUUUCUCUGUGAUUUAUUCUAUUCUAAAUGAAGUCGAGAGACAAAUCACAAGAAAAAUAAUUGUUUACUUUUUAAUUUAUGCUUAUUACAUGAAAGAACGUGACAUAUCAACAUAUUAUCAGAUGUCAUUUACCUUGUUUUAGAUAGGGGUGAACAUUUAAUGUACAAGCGUAAAAGUUAAACAGCAAACAUUUCACAAAAGGGGAAACAAUCUUAUAAAGUCUUAAUAAUUUAACAAUGUACU
This is a messenger RNA of Mercenaria mercenaria, 11743 nucleotides long. Its product is annotated as SCO-spondin-like. Lineage: Eukaryota; Metazoa; Mollusca; Bivalvia; Venerida; Veneridae. The transcript is spliced from 22 exons. Gene Ontology annotation, molecular function: chitin binding. Gene Ontology annotation, cellular component: extracellular region. The coding region runs from base 185 to 11359 and encodes 3724 amino acids. The record is from RefSeq and is a predicted model, not a curated record.